UGUUAUGUAGAUCUGAAAAAUUAUAAUGGGUACUUCGUACUUUUUGGGGCUGCCAAUGGAAAGCAUAAAGAAGGCACUUGCCAGAACGAUUUCUGUGUAAAGACAAAAGACUCUAAAGCCAAGCCACUUGAGGGUUCUUGCCAUACUGAACCCAUUCGAAGAUUCAUCAUCAUCCACAUACCUAGCUAACAUGGCAACAACCGAAAUAAGCCUGAAGCUUUUCAUGGACAAGAAGGGCCAACGGGUGCUCUUUGCUGAAGCAGACAAGAAAUUUGUUGAUUUCCUAUUAAGCAUUUUCACUCUGCCCGUUGGAGUUGUCACGAGGCUUCUGAAAGAGGGAGGCGGCAUGGUAGGCUGCUUGCCAAGCCUCUACCAAAGCAUUGAAGAUAUGAGUGUUACUCACAUCAAACCAGACAAAAGCAAAAGCUUCCUGUUAGAACCCAAAGUAAUGCUUUGUCCUAAAGUCCCUCUCCUAUUGCCAAACAUUGGGUCGACAUUCCGUCAAUUGUAUAGGUGUUCGAACUCAAACAGAUACAGCACCUGUACCAAUUACGCGACAGAUGAAGACAGCACAAUUUGUCCUCAUUGCAAACAUAAGAUGGACCAGAUUUUAACAUUCGUAGACCCACCGGGCACAAUCAGGGAAUCCUCCACUAGUAAGGACGGUUACGUGAAAGGGACGGUUACAUACAUGGUGAUGGAUGAUCUGGAGGUGAAGCCCUCUUCCCCCACCACUCUUGUCUCUCUUUUUGCCAAGUUUAAUGUCAAGAAUAUAGGUGAUAUUGAGGAGAAAGUUGUCGAUGUGGGCAUGGAUGAGCUAGGGAGUGAAACUGCUCGAGGCUUCAUUGCGAUCAAAGACUGUUUUGACUGAUGUUUUCCUUCCGGCCGAGAUCAUUAAAACUGGAGGACUCAAUUGAGAUUAAUGAUCGAAUAACGAUGAUAUAUGCUGCGGAUUUGAUAUGAGAGCGGGAGCGUGUGUACCACUACUCAUCAUUUCCAUCAGAAUGAGUAAUUAAAUCAAGGUAUUGAUUGUUGUGAAUGAAUCAUAAGUUUAUAGCAAUUAAGGCAAUGUUGAAAAUCAGUGUGCUUUUAUUUCUAGCUGCAAGAGCUAUGUAAGGCUAGUACUAUUCAUACAAAAUAGUAAUCAUGUGAUUACCAAUUUGGUGUUCCCUUUUAGUUGCAA
This is a messenger RNA of Alnus glutinosa, 1183 nucleotides long. RefSeq lists its product as uncharacterized. The transcript is spliced from 2 exons. Lineage: Eukaryota; Viridiplantae; Streptophyta; Magnoliopsida; Fagales; Betulaceae. The coding region runs from base 191 to 871 and encodes 226 amino acids. The record is from RefSeq and is a predicted model, not a curated record.